UAUAUUCCCCAUCUACUCUCUAGACAAACCUAUAUUCCUCAUCUACUUUCUAGGCAAUUUUAUAUUCCUCAUCUAAUAUCCAGACAAACCUAUAUUCCUCAUCUACUAUCUAGACAAACCUAUAUUCCCAAUCUACUAUCUAGACAAACCUAUAUUCCUCAUCAACUCUUUAGACAAACCUAUAUUCCUCAUCUAAUAUCCAGACAAACCUACAUUCCUCAUCUACUAUCUAGACAAACCUAUAUUCCUCAUCUACUAUCUAGAUAA
This is a messenger RNA of Lottia gigantea (owl limpet), 267 nucleotides long. RefSeq lists its product as hypothetical. The transcript has a single exon. Lineage: Eukaryota; Metazoa; Mollusca; Gastropoda; Lottiidae. The record is from RefSeq and is a predicted model, not a curated record. The annotation marks the transcript as partial.